Molecule: messenger RNA, 6280 nt
Organism: Zalophus californianus (California sea lion)
Lineage: Eukaryota; Metazoa; Chordata; Mammalia; Carnivora; Otariidae
Gene: SYN3
Product: synapsin III
Exons: 14
Coding region: 265-2004 (579 amino acids)
Biological process (GO): neurotransmitter secretion
Cellular component (GO): synaptic vesicle; synaptic vesicle membrane
Molecular function (GO): ATP binding
Source: RefSeq, a predicted model, not a curated record
CGCUCGAGCGCGGUCGGGUGCGGAGGCUGAGCUCGCGGACCCGGAGUGCAUCCGCAGACGUGCGCCGCGGCCGAGGCAACCACCCUCCCGGGCGCCGCUUUCUUGGCGGCUCGCACGGUUAGCAGAUAGCUGAAGCCGACUUGUGCAGGAUUCCCCUGGCUCUUCUGGCUUAAGACCCCACCACCUCCUCUCCCUGGCAGCCUGUGUUCUGGGCUUCACCUAGACAAGUCUAGUAGGAAAAAGCCAUCUCUUCCAUCCAUAGCCAUGAAUUUCCUCCGGCGGCGCCUCUCCGAUAGCAGUUUCGUGGCCAACCUGCCUAAUGGCUACAUGACAGACCUGCAGCGCCCAGACAGCUCCACCAGCUCCCCUGCUUCCCCAGCCAUGGAGAGGAGGCACCCCCAGCCCCUGGCAGCCUCCUUCUCCUCUCCAGGAUCCAGCCUAUUUAGCUCCUUCUCCAGUGCCAUGAAGCAGACCUCACAAGCCCCCUCAGGGCUGAUGGAGCCUCCAGGUCCCUCCGCUCCCAUUGUUCAAAGGCCCAGGAUCCUAUUGGUGAUCGAUGAUGCCCACACAGAUUGGACCAAGUAUUUUCAUGGAAAGAAGGUGAAUGGAGAGAUUGAGAUCCGAGUGGAGCAGGCUGAAUUCUCAGAGUUGAACCUAGCUGCCUAUGUUACUGGGGGCUGUAUGGUGGACAUGCAAGUCAUGAGAAAUGGGACCAAGGUUGUGAGAUCCUUCAAGCCAGACUUCAUCCUAGUCCGUCAGCAUGCCUACAGCAUGGCUCUGGGUGAAGAUUACCGAAGCCUGGUCAUCGGUCUCCAGUACGGAGGGUUGCCUGCUGUCAACUCCCUCUACUCUGUCUAUAACUUCUGCAGCAAGCCCUGGGUGUUCUCUCAACUCAUUAAGAUCUUCCAUUCCCUGGGUCCUGAGAAGUUCCCACUUGUGGAACAAACAUUUUUCCCCAACCAUAAGCCGAUGCUCACAGCGCCACACUUCCCCAUGGUGGUCAAGCUGGGACAUGCCCACGCUGGAAUGGGAAAGAUCAAAGUAGAAAACCAGCAUGACUACCAGGACAUCACCAGCAUGGUGGCUAUGGCCAAAACCUAUGCCACCACUGAGGCCUUCAUUGACUCCAAGUACGACAUCCGCAUCCAGAAAAUCGGAUCCAACUACAAGGCUUACAUGAGAACCUCCAUCUCUGGAAACUGGAAGGCCAACACAGGCUCUGCCAUGCUGGAGCAGGUGGCCAUGACAGAGAGGUACAGGCUGUGGGUGGAUAGCUGCUCAGAAAUGUUUGGUGGCCUGGACGUCUGCGCUGUCAAGGCCGUCCACGGCAAGGACGGCAGAGAUUACAUCAUUGAGGUGAUGGACAGCUCAAUGCCCUUGAUCGGAGAGCACGUGGAAGAGGACAGACAGCUGAUGGCCGACCUUGUUGUCUCCAAAAUGAGCCAACUCCUGAUACCAGGAGGCACAGCGCCCUCGCCCCUGAGGCCUUGGGCUGCACAGACUAAACCAGCGAAAUCCCCCGGGCCGGCCCAGCUGGGGCCUCUGCUUGGACAGCCACAGCCACGGCCACCCACACAAGGGGGCCCUCGCCAAACUCCGACUCAGCAGCCAGCGCGAUCUGGAAGCCCGUCCCAGCAGAGGCUCCCCCCCCAGGGCCAGCAGCCCCUGAGCCCCCAAUCCGGAUCUCCGCAGCCGCAGAGAUCACCAGGCUCUCCGCAGCUGUCCCGGGCAUCCAGUGGCAGUUCUCCAAACCAGGCCUCCAAGCCAGGCGCCGCCCUCACCUCCCAACCCCGGCCCCCCGUUCAAGGCCGGAGCGCCUCCCAACAAGGGGAAGAGUCCAAGAAGCCAGCACCACCCCACCCUCAUCUCAACAAAUCCCAGUCCCUGACCAACAGCCUCAGCACCUCCGACACCUCCCAGCGUGGGACCCCAAGUGAAGACGAGGCCAAGGCUGAAACCAUCCGCAACCUGAGGAAGUCCUUUGCCAGCCUGUUUUCCGACUAACCUGGCCCGGGCUGGGGCAGGGUUCCAUUCCACUCUCCCUUCUCCUGCCUCAUCUUCCUUCUCAGCCUUGGUUCCCGAUGGGAACAGAAUGGAGGGCCUGAGAAUAUACUCUCUAAAUGCCUUUGACCCAGGAACUGAGUACCUAUCUAUACGUGCUCCCCCUCCCUUCACCAUGACAUUCCAGCGUCAUCCAACUCAGUGGUGGGCCUUUGAGAGCCUCCGGGUUCCUCAGUUCAGGCCCCAAAGGCAUCACAUCUCCCUGCCCACCCAGAUGCUCGCUCCCCUGCCUCAGAUAACCAAGUGAAAUGUUGUGUGUGGCUAGUUUUCACAUUUCUUGUUAGUGUUUUGCUUGCCUUCGGGUGAAGGCCCCGAGCCUCCCCUCCAUCAGGUGCAGGCACUGGGACCUCAACAACACUGGAGGCAAUAAUCUUUCGACAAUGUUUUGCAAACAGAAGGAGAAAAGCCCAGCCAGGGUCACCUACUACCUACCCAUGCUAGCCCCAUCCAGGCUCGAGAUCACCCCUCAGGCCGACAGGCUAAGCCCCAUCCCAUGUGGCCACCGGUGGGAUCCCGAGAACCGUGGAAAGAAAUCAGAUCCUGUGUGACAAGUGGGGCCUUCCAGAACACAACAGAAACGGAGGGGAUGUCCUGAAGUGCUGCUCACGCCCAGAUUGGAUGGCCGCGAGUAGACCACGGGUUCUUUGACGAGUCAUCACUAGCUCCCAGAGGAGGAGGAUGCCCUCAACUUCCCAAGGAGGGAGUCAGGUUAGGGCUGCUCCAGCCAUUCUGUGUCACCCCGCAAGGAACUCUGAACUCCCACCAGGAAGGCUGUACCCUCCUCCAGGACAGAGGAAGAGCCAGAGAGAGUCCGAGGCACAGGCUGAGAAAGGGCCGUGACAGGGACUUCGAGGCUGGCAUGUCACGGACUGUUGCCAGCAAGGCACGGGUAGGUUACUCAGUUAUAAAGGGGUCCCAUGGUCAAACAUGUUUAGGAAACACUGUUUCUAUUUCUUGUUUUGAGGCUGGUAGUACACAUUACAUAUCCAAGGCCCUCAGCCUUCCUGCGGUAAAGAAAUGAGCUUUCACCUUACUUAACCCAAACUUACUGGACGAAACAAGUUCCCUGCAGAGCUCGCAAAUGUCCCGACUCCCUUUCCAAAGCCAGCUCCCUCCAUCAGACUGCCUCCCGUGAUCAGACGGGGUGCAGGGCUGCCCUGAGUCAGCACGCACCCGGUGCUAGAAACAUGGUAGGUACCAGAACCAGCCUCCUGGACUCAAAACGAGCCCAGGACAUUAGAACAUAGCCACCAUGCUCUCCCCUUGCAGCCGUUCUAAGUAGAGGAGAGAAGGCUCCUAGGACAGGGUGUAACACCAUGAAGCCCACGUGUUUGGGGAGAUCAGGAACACAGAAAACACUCAAGGCAAUCAUCCCUCUUCUGCAUGGGAGAUCAGGAUCGGAAAAAGUCAAUCUCACUGGUUCUCCCUUAGUAAUAAAAUGCAACCCAAAACACACAACAGAGCGGUCACAGGCCCGACGAAGUUUCUCAAAGUGUAGGCACAGCUAGCUUCAUUUCAGACCAAAGGAGUCCGGAAUUCGGGUCAUAUGGCCCAGACCUGUAGGUCGGUUGGUCUUCCCGAGUAUUCUGCGCGCAUAUUGAAGUCAGACCAGCAGCCCUGCGCUGAGCAGGGAGGGAAGGCCACGCUGGGAGAACAGUACUUGUGUGGACGCUUUCCAGCCAGGGACCCACUCCUUUGCUGAGCAAAACUAGUGGCUUCAUAAACUGUGUGGCUGAAAUGUUCCCACUUCCCUAUAAUCCGUCCUAAAACAUCUCACAUCCAAGCUCCAUCUCCCAGGUACUCCAGCAACAGUAGCACAGACUUUUUUCAUCAAGCCAGGCAUCCUGAUUUCUAGAACCAUGCAUACGUGAUCUGUGACAUAACACAAUAACCGGCACAUCGCAAGAAAUUUUCCCACUGGUCUGUAUGUGAGCGUCGAGACCCAGAGUGGUCUUGCAGAGAGCACGGAUCCCCAAACGGACUGUUUUCUCCCAUGGGUAGCACAUGUUCCUUCCAAACAUUUCACCUUUCAUAGCUGUGACAUUUUUGAAUGGGAAAGGACAAAAAAGCGAGGAAGGGAGUCACUCUGUAGAGGUUCUGAAGGGUUGUUUGUUGUUUUUUGCUUUGUUUCAACACAACUUCGACCCAAAGAAAGGCUAGCAUUUUCCUUCCAGGCUGACUUGGUGAGGCUGAAACAUGGCGAAGAGCCAUUUGGUUUGUGCUAAGGUGGAGCACAGUGAAUGGAGACUGAAGGAUGUAGCCUGGCGGGCACUGCCACCAGCACGAGAAAAUACCCCGGUCUUCCUCCUGUUGCCAUGGUAAGCUGGUACCGUAGCUUAGGUGUCAAGUCAGCUUUCCAGGGACACUGAAUAUACAUAUCCUCUCUCUUCCGUUACCCCUGUGUUCUCCUCAUCAUUACUGCACUCCCUCCGAACCUUCAUGCCCGCUGAGGAGGCAGGGAGGACGGGCCUUCACUCACAUGGUAACAAAUACCGUAGCGAAUCCCGGGAGCUGCCUCCUGACGUUCCCUUUGGAGUUUGCCGGGGAAGGAGCUCGCGGGGAAAGCAAGCUGGCGCGGGGAGCUCGUGGAUGAGCUACGUGAGUCAAGCACGGGGCACAUUGCUUGGCGCGCAGGUGUUCAGGACAUGUUUUAGGAAACUAGGAAACUAGUAAAAUGUACAUAAAGUGUGAAGAUUGGAGGAAAAGCCUGUCUUAAAAGAGUCUCAGUGCAAAGAAGUCACUUGCCCAGGAAAAGAAUCGGAGUCUGAAAGGGAAUGGGAGCAGAUUCAGGAGGCCAGGAGGCAUCCCCCGUGGGGCACGUGGCCGGGGAGGAGGGGAGAGGUGGCCACAGGGCCACCAGGGCCGGGAGCCAGAGGGACGACGUGCCAACAUCAGCACCAGGCAGAAGAGGCUGUGGCGAGCAGACCAGGACAAGGCCGAGGCGCGUAGAGCAGGGAGCAGGACCCCGUGCAGACCAUGUGCCACAUGCCCCGGGCAGAAAGCAGGACCGAGGGGCCCCGUGUAGACCACGCGCCACACACCAGAGUCCAGCAGAGCCCCGCAGACAGCCAGGCCCCAGCUGGAGAUGUCCCGCAGGGGCUCCGUGUCCCUUUGGAACCCGCCCCUCCCCGCGCCAGGGAGUAGACAGCUCGUGCUUUAUUUGGCUUCACGGAACAGGUCCGUGGCUCGUUCUGCUUUAUGUGUUUGGCACCAGUGAAAGGACACAGGUCGGAGUCCAAGCUGAAGCCGGUUAAGUCAGGCUGGCGGAUGCAAGCAGUGACUGCAUCAGAUGGAGGGCUAGUUCAGGGCCCAAGUACACUUUUAUCGCUCAUUUUUCUUUAUCCUGGAGAGCAUGCCGGCUGGUUACUAACUGUACUGACAAGUGUCAAAAACUGUCCCCGACUGCCACGCAGUCACUGGUAAAAUUCAGAGGUUCGGUCUAGUAUUUGGACUCUAAGAGAAAGCAGCAUUUGGGGUUUGGUUGGAGACGAAUUGGAAGUUUGGGCGACAAGCAAGUCAGAUCGGUCCAUUAACCAAACACAAUGCAGAAAGGGCACAGAGGCCCCCUGUGUUUCCGCAGACAAAAUACGCAGCCAAAACAGAUGAGACCGGGACUCUUAGAUGCUGGGUUCAGAGCUCUCAACCGGCCGGCUGAGAGGAAGAGGGGAAUGGCCAGGACGUGACUUCUGAAAUCGGGGAGUCAUUCCUUUAUGGGAAAACGAAUCAAAAACAAAACAUUCCUUCUACAAUACUUAUGUGUGAAUCCUUUAAAUGCCCCUUUGCCUUCCAUCGUUUAUGUUCCGAUUGGUCCCCCCACUUGAUUCCCAUUUGCAAACUCUCAUAGUGUCAGCAUCUGCUAUCUGUGGUCUUCCUUUGAGUCUAGGGCAGAAGCAAGUUAGCACUUGGCAGCCACCGCCCAGGGAAGGAGAAAGGCAAGUCUUGGCGCUGGCCCCGAGCACAGGGAGCAAAGGGAGAGUCCGGCUCCGUCAGAGUAAGAAUUACUGAGAUCUGAGGCUAAGCAGCAAUCUCAGGAAUUGGAGCGCCAAGCAAGAGAGGUCAAAAUUCAACCAUUUUUACAGAGGGAAUCACAGAACCUUGUAUUAGAAGGAAAGGGUACCUCCCAUGAUUUGAUGUCCAGCCAUGCCAAACCAUAUCUUCCAUUUAUAAAGAGGAGUGGGCGGGGGGGCCUCCUGGAUGGCUCAGUUGGUGAAGCGUCUGC